Molecule: messenger RNA, 3148 nt
Organism: Vigna radiata var. radiata (mung bean)
Lineage: Eukaryota; Viridiplantae; Streptophyta; Magnoliopsida; Fabales; Fabaceae
Product: TMV resistance protein N-like
Exons: 5
Coding region: 70-3066 (998 amino acids)
Biological process (GO): signal transduction; defense response
Molecular function (GO): ADP binding; ATP hydrolysis activity
Source: RefSeq, a predicted model, not a curated record
GGAGGUGGAGGGAGACUUCUCCUCUUCAAAGAUGGUGUUGCACAUUAUUGCUUUCUCUUCUGAUACUUCAUGACGUCAGCAAUUCCUUCCAUGGAAUUCGCCUCUUCAACUACCGUACUCCCACAGAAGUACGAUGUGCUCAUCAACUUCAACGGAGAAGACAUCGGCAGGAAAUUUGUUUCGCAUCUCGAUUCCGUCCUUUCUGCUAUUGGACUUACCACUUUCCUUCACCACGACAAUGGAGAAAAGUCAAUGAACGAACCUCUUCUCAAUCUGUAUCGGGUAGCAAUAGUUGUUUUCACCAAAACCUAUUCCCAAUCUCCUUGGUGUCUUCAUCAGCUUCAACAAAUCAUUCAAUGGCAUCAAACUUAUUCCCGACAUGUUCUGCCCGUAUAUUACGAAAUUCAGCCAUUUGAUGUACGCUUUCAAAAGGGUGAUUUUGGAAAAGCAUUCAAAAGAGCUGCACACCAAACUUUCUCACGACAAGAACUGGAGCAUGGCAUGUCCAAGUGGAGCCACGCACUCACCAAAGCUGCAAAUUUCUUUGGAUGGGAUGAGAGCAAUUACAGGAGUGAUGCUGAACUAGUGGACAAAAUUGUUAAGAGCGUUCUUAAUUUACCAGUAUUGUCUGCUACUAAAUUUCCAGUUGGAUUACAAUCUAACGUGGAAGAUCUAAUUCGAACUAUAAAAGAUAAAUCCAGCGAAGUUUGUAUAAUAGGGAUAACUGGAGCUGGAGGAUCUGGGAAAACCACCCUUGCCAAAGCCAUCUACAAUAAAAUUCAUGAAACAUUCACGGAGAAAAGUUUCAUCGAAGAUAUUGGACAAGUUCGUCGAACAAGAGGGCAUCAUCGUUUACAAGAACAAUUUCUUUUAGAUGUCCUAAAAACAAAGGUGGAGAUACCUAGUGUUGAUAUGGGAACAAGAAUGAUUCGGGAAGGACUUACGGGGAAAAGGGUGUUAAUUGUACUUGACGAUGUGACUGAGAAUUUUACAUUGUUAGAUCUAUGGGGAUGCCGUGAAUGGUUCGGUGGAGGAACAGUAAUAAUCAUUACAACAAGAGAUGUAGACCUACCCAGGAUUCUUAAAGUUGAUUCUGUUUUUGGGAUAAGGCUAAUGAACGAGAACGAAUCCCUUGAGCUUCUUAGUUGGCACGCAUUUAGAGAAGCAAAACCAAAAGAAGAAUACAAUUACCUUGCAAAAGGUGUAGUUACUCAUUGUGGAGGACUACCUUUAGCUCUUGAAGUCAUUGGAAAUUGUUUAUUUAAAAGGACAAAAGAAGAAUGGAAUAGUGUACUGUUAAAAUUAGAGAAAAUUCCCCUGCACAAUGUUCAACAGAAAUUGAAAAUAAGCUUUGACGGAUUACGGAAUCAAAUUGAAAAAAAUUUAUUCCUUGAUAUAUGUUGUUCCUUUGUUGGUGAGGGCAGAGCCUAUGUUAAGAAGAUGCUAAACGGAUGUGGAGUAGACGCUGAUAGUGGAAUAAGAGUUCUUAUAGAAUGUAGUCUCAUAAAAGUUAAAAGGAACAGCAAACUUGGAAUGCAUCCUUUGUUACAAGAAAUGGGAAGAGAAAUUAUUAAUGAAAUUUAUGAAGAGGAAUUUGAGACGGAGUGGCUAUUGCGGUUUGAUGAUGUACAAUAUGUAUUGACAGAUAAUACAGGGAGAAGAGCCAUUGAGCGAGUGCCUGUAAAAUUACGUUCAGUGAAAAGAGAACCAUCAAGAAUUUUGAAACACACUGAAAAUUCUGAUUACAUUUCUAAGAAACUGAGGUGGAUCAGUUUGGAUUGGUUUUCUUCAGUACCUGACAAGUUUUAUCUGCAUGAUGCAAUGACGAUUCAUUUAAAACAUAGUUCUCUUCGAUUCCUCUUGAAAGAACCCCAGGAAUUGAGCUGGUUGAAGGUCCUUAAUCUUAGUCACUCGAAGUAUUUAACAGGAACCCCUGACUUUUCUGGACUACCAAGUCUUGAACAACUCAUUCUCAAGGGUUGUACAGGAUUACGUGAAGUCCACCCAUCUAUUGGAUGUCUCUGCAAUCUUACAUUGUUAAAUUUGAAGGACUGUACAAGUCUAAGCAAUUUCCCUAGAGAGAUAUAUAAAUUGAUAUCUUUAGAAACUCUCAUUCUCUCUGGGUGUUCGAAGAUUGACCUAUUGGAAAGAGAUGUAGUGCGAAUGGAAUCCCUGAUAACUCUAAUUGCUGAAAAUACAAUUGUGAAACAUGUCCCUUUUUCGAUUGGAAGCUCGAAAAGCAUUGGACAUAUAUCCUUACAAGGAUUUGAGAGAUUGUCAUGUAAUAUUUUUCCUUCUAUCAUUCGGUCUUGGAUGUCGCCAGUAAUGAAUCCCAUAUCUUAUAUUCAUUCGCUGUGCAUGGAUAUCGAUAAUAGUUGGGAAAGUAUUGGACCAUUGCUUAGCAGCCUGGUAAAUCUUCGAAGUGUUUUGGUGCAAUGUGACACCGAAUAUCAACUAUCUAAGCAAGUAAAAAGUAUUCUGGUUGAAUAUUUCGCAAAUUCUGCAGAAUCAGGAAUUUCAAAGCAGCAAUUCAGGUCUUCUUUUAUAGGUCUUGGCACAUACCAUGAAUUCUUCAAUGCGGUCAGCGAUAACAUCUCUGAGGUAUUGUUAAAUAGUGACUCUUGUGAUGUCUCUCUUCCAGUUGAUAACCUUCCUAAUUGGUUGGCCUAUAUGGGUGAGGGAAAUUCUGUUUCUUUCUCUGUGCCUUGGGAUCGGGACAUGAAAGGAAUGGCUUUGAGUGUUGUUCAUUUAUCAACUGGUGAGAUCGUGGCAACUGAAUGUCUUAGAAGUGUCUUAAUAGUUAAUUACACAAAGUGCACAUUGCAAAUACACAAGUAUGGCACAAUAAUUUCCUUUAAUGAUAUAGAUUGGCAGGGUAUAAUGUCAAAUUUGGGACCUGAAGACAGGGUGGAGAUUUUUGUUACUUUUGGUCAUGGAUUGGUGGUAAAGAACACAAUACUCUAUCUUAUAUGUGGUGAAUCAAAUUAUUUGAAAAAAGAGCCAGAGUCAGAGAAAAAUUAUCUCCUUAGAUUUAUAAUGAAAAUUGUAAUGUGUGACUUCUGGUAAGUCCUUUAUCUUUGAGAACAGCAGAUCCCUUUAAGUAUGGAAUUAAUAUGUGUCCUUGAAUGAAAUUCAUAUUUUUCCGUCC